Drosophila eugracilis is the source of this 1371-nucleotide messenger RNA. RefSeq names its product RAB6-interacting golgin (gene Gorab). Gene Ontology annotation, biological process: non-motile cilium assembly. Bases 96 to 1109 code for a protein of 337 amino acids. The transcript has 3 exons. The record is from RefSeq and is a predicted model, not a curated record. Lineage: Eukaryota; Metazoa; Arthropoda; Insecta; Diptera; Drosophilidae.
CAACUUCCUGUGCUCUGUUUGGCUUUGCUGAUGUGUUGUGUUAUGUUUUUGGCUCGAUUGUCGUUUAAUGGCUAAUAAUCAUUAAGUUCCGCACAAUGACUGAGAAAUUCAAUGGUUUUAGCCACGAUGAAAUCCUCAAGAUAACAGGCGUGAAGGAGGGGGGCGUGGGAAAGAGAGCGGCAAAUCUGGAAGCAGCAAAGCAGGCGCUCCGGAAUCAACCCGGCAUACGGCGUAUGCCCGACAAAGUCUUCCGUCAAGCAGAUCAAUUACGGAAGCAACAGCAGCAGCAGCAACAACAGCAGCCCAUCCAAAAACCGGAUGUACCAAAGAAGUCCAAAGCGGAAACGGUGACUCCCACGGAAAAGCCAAAAACUCCCACAACGGAAGAUGACGUAGCUCAUGGAUCGCUGAAUUUGGACCGCGCUCUUUCCGAUUCAUUAAUGGAGGCACUCUACCAUGGGCAUGCUACAGCUAAAGAUAACAAACCUACUGCCACGUAUACGGAUGCUGAGGCCACCUCUACCGACGACAGUUCGAUUCUGAAGAUAAGUGGCGGUGAUAGCCAGUCCGUGGAUGAUGCCAGUAUCCUGCCGAGCAGUAAGGAGUCUUCCUCGCGGGAGCGCCUUAACACAGACUCACCAUUUAAGGGUAUCUCUCUAAAGGAUUUCGAGCAGCAUCGUCGAAUGAUCGAGGAGCAGAACAAGCAGAAGAAGCAAAUGCUAUACCAGGCUAUCGAGCAGCACACCCAGAAGACGGCGGCGGAGUCACGAAAGAUCGAGGAGAUCCGCCAUGAGUUGUCUAAGCUGGAGAGCGAUCUGGCCGUGGACGUGGCCCUGCUAAGAAAGCAGAUCGACAAUGCCUGCAUACAUUUCUCCAAUGUAGAAAAACAAUAUGUCAAGAUUGAAGCUCAAUUUCUGCGGGCAAAGAUAGAACUACACAAUGCCUCGGAAAAGAAGGAGCUGCUCACUGAACAUCUUUGCACCGUGAUUGCCCACAACGAGGACAGGAAGGCACAGAAGCUCACGGAACUUAUGCAGAAAGUGGGCCUGGCGCCAACCGAUGAUUGUCAACCUAUUAACAUAACAUCUCCCAAUCAGAGUGUCGAUUGAGUCUAAUUCGUUUGGUUAUUUUGAAUAUUCAGCCCUGUUUCCCCUUAUUUGACCAAUAGUUUACAUUUUGUUCUCGCUCCAAACAGAUAUCAGUUAAAAUAUUGAUAUAUAUUAAUUGUAAUUUUGAAAACAAAUUCGAAUUGUAAAUUGAAGCAGGGCUGAUAUAUGUUAUAUGCUCUCUAAUAUUAGUGUGUAAUUACUGUUCAUAGUGUAAGUAAAAAAGUGCAAAUUGCAAUAAACUAUGUAUAUGUUAUGUGUAAAA